Messenger RNA from Hansenula ciferrii, 1536 nucleotides. Its product is annotated as aldo/keto reductase family protein. Gene Ontology annotation, cellular component: cytoplasm. Bases 1 to 1536 code for a protein of 511 amino acids. NCBI's taxonomy places the organism in Eukaryota, Fungi, Ascomycota, Saccharomycetes, Phaffomycetales, Wickerhamomycetaceae. The transcript has 3 exons. The record is from RefSeq and is a predicted model, not a curated record.
AUGGUGUUCGCGAAUUCCACGGAUUUAAUGGUUUUCAAUGAUUUAUACCAAUUGAACAAGAUAAUACAAUCAAUCAAUCAACUACACAAUAUGUCAGCUCAAGAAAUCAUCAAUGAAAUCAAUAAAGUUAAAUUUGGUUUAGGUCUUAUGAGUUUUACAUGGAGACCAGAUCCAUAUCCACAAUCAUCAUUUAAUGAAUCAGUUUUAGCAGCAAUUGAAAAAAAUUUACCAAAUAAAACAUUUGUUAAUGGUGGUGAAUUUUAUGGUGCUGAUUAUUUGAAUUUAAGAUAUAUUCAAAGUUUUUUAGAAACUUAUCCUGAACAACGUGAAAAUUUAAUCAUUUCAAUUAAAGGUUCAGUUGAUUUAGCCAAUUUAAGACCAUUAGGUGAUCGUGAAAAUUUAAAUAAAUCAAUUGAUAAAGUUCUUGAAUUCAUUCCAGAUUUAGAUAUUUUUGAAAUCCCAAGAAUUGAUCCAACAGUUACUUUAGAAGAAACUAUUACAACAUUAAAUGAUGCAGUUGAUAAUGGUAAAAUUAAGGCAAUUUCAGUUUCUGAAGUUAAUGCAACUACAUUAGGUAAAAUUGCUCAAAUUUCUAAACAUCCAAUUGCAGUUGUUGAAAUUGAAUUUUCUAUAUUUUCAAGAGAUAUUUUGGAAAAUGGUUUAGCUGCAAAAGCUGGUGAAUUAGGUAUUCCAAUUGUUGCUUAUUCACCAUUAUCAAGAGGUUUAUUAACUGGUGAAAUUAAAGAUUUAUCCAAAAUUCCAAAAGGUGAUAUUAGAUUACAUUUUGAUAGAUUUAAAGAAGAAAAUUUCAUUAAAAAUCAACAAAUUGUGGAAUUUAUUACCCAGGCUGCAAAGGAAAAGAACGUUACACCUGCACAAUUUUCAUUAGCUUGGAUUAGAUAUCAAAGUGGUAAAACUAUUGAUGAAAUUAAAUUACCAAAAAUUAUUGAUAUUCCAAGUACUUCAUCAGCUAAAAGAGUCCAGGAAAAUUUUUCAAAUGUUGUUUUAACUGAUGAUGAAUUUAAUAAAGUUCAAAGUUUUAUUAAAAAUGUUACUGUUCAUGGGGUAUUUGAGCUCAUCAACAACAAACCCACAUCCAAAUACUUUUUCAAAAUGGCUGGUUAUUCAAUCUAUUUACGUGUCAUAAUUUUUUCAUUCAUAAUCUAUAAAUUGAUCCAAGAUCCAAGAGAACUAGGACGUCAAAUAUCUUCAUACACAGUGAGUUAUACCCCUAAUAAUCCCUCAUACAGACUACUAACAACACCUCCCAAACAGAAGAGUAAAAUCAUUUUUACAGAAUCAGAAUCUUCAUUAUUUGCAACAUUAUUAAUAAUAUUAGGACUAAGUGAUUAUUUACCAUAUUUAGAAGAUAAUCAAGAUUAUUUUGAUUCAAUUGUUCCAGUUAGAUUUCUUUUAGGUCUUGGAUUAACACUAGGAUCAUAUUUAGAAUUAGUUUCUAUCUUAUCAAGUCCUUUGGUUUUUUGGUUUGGAGUUUUGGAAAUUUUGACUAAUGGAUUGAUGUUGAUUGAUGUUUAG